AUGCCAGUCGAUCAAGAAAAAUUAGCUAAACUACAAAAAUUAUCAGCUAAGAACAAAGUUGGUGGUACUAGAAGAAAAUUAACUAAGAAGACUGGUUCUACAGCCAACGCUAACAAAGAUGAUACCAAAUUACAAGCUCAAUUAGCCAAAUUGAAUGCCAUUACAGUUGAUAAUGUCGCAGAAGCCAAUUUCUUCAAAGCAGAUGGGAAAGUUUUACAUUUCAAUAGAGUUGGUGUCCAAAUGGCGUCACAAUCAAACACUUCUGUAUUCUAUGGGCUACCACAAGAAAAGAAUUUACAAGAUUUGUUUCCAAAUAUUAUUUCUCAAAUGGGUGAAGAAUCUAUUCAAGCUUUGACUCAAUUGGCUUCUCAAAUUCAAGGCAGUCAAAAGAAUGGUAAAGAAGCUGCCGAGGAAGAAACUGAAAUCAAGGAUGAUUCUAUUCCUGAGCUAACUGAAGGUCAAACUUUCGAUUAA
This is a messenger RNA of Naumovozyma dairenensis CBS 421, 474 nucleotides long. RefSeq names its product CCR4-NOT core subunit BTT1 (gene BTT1). Bases 1 to 474 code for a protein of 157 amino acids. The transcript has a single exon. The record is from RefSeq and is a predicted model, not a curated record. Gene Ontology annotation, cellular component: nascent polypeptide-associated complex; cytosol. NCBI's taxonomy places the organism in Eukaryota, Fungi, Ascomycota, Saccharomycetes, Saccharomycetales, Saccharomycetaceae.